AUGUACGACAAAGAGGCGCCUCAAAUACAAAUUUCUCUUCAAAUCCAAAUGGUUGCACUGCAAUGGCUGGUGGCAAACGAGGAAGCAUUUUCACCAACAUACAUCGACAAAAAUGUUUUGGAACGACUUAUUCGAACUAGCGCCAGAAGGGUCGAUAUUUCUGCUCUGAUGGCGAUGUCUAACAGUGCGGUGAACGUGCCAAAAGUUGCAAAACUCUACACGAAAGACGAGAUGAGCGAUCGUUUCAUACUGAUUCUGGAGGGCCGCGUCCAGGUGACGAUUGGCCAAAGUGGCAUGAUGUUCGAAGCCGGUCCAUGGCACUGUUUCGGCAGAUACAACGGAUCUGUCAUGUCGUCGCCCAGAUCUGAUGUUCAAACCAGAUUAUUCUGUGGUCAUCAAGAGGAUUGUACAUACUUGGAUGUGAAUGUCGCCGCCUAUAUAAAUGCUUUCAAAUCAACGUUAAUGCAACGGGAGAAAGGCCGCGAUGAUGUAUCUUAUGACGGCCACUGUUCCUCGCGAUCACCAUCACCAACACGGCGGAAAGACACAUUACCAACACGGAAAGAGGCCUUUGUUUCGGAGAAGUAG
This is a messenger RNA of Ostertagia ostertagi, 588 nucleotides long. The record is from the annotation of a GenBank genome assembly. Lineage: Eukaryota; Metazoa; Nematoda; Chromadorea; Rhabditida; Trichostrongylidae.